Nyctereutes procyonoides (raccoon dog) is the source of this 1695-nucleotide messenger RNA. It is a transcript of the gene IQANK1, whose product is annotated as IQ motif and ankyrin repeat containing 1. The record is from RefSeq and is a predicted model, not a curated record. Lineage: Eukaryota; Metazoa; Chordata; Mammalia; Carnivora; Canidae. Gene Ontology annotation, molecular function: protein binding.
AUGGCCGCGGUUCCCCAGCACGGCCACGGCUUCUCUAAGGCCAGUCUGCUGAGAGGAAACCCUGUGGAGUACGAUGUCAUCAUGACUAAGUCUGGCAAGUGCAAGCCGGAAGCCGUGCUGCGCGCGCUGGGUCUCAUGCACGGUGUCUCCCCCCGGCGCUGUGACCUGCCAAACGCCUCGGCCGGCCUGGGAGCGGCCGCCCCUUGGGUGCUGACAUCCCUUGGAGAAGAGGACAUGGAGGCCUGGGUAGGGGACCCACCCAACCCUGGUGGGCAGAGGGCCCGCGGGCCGGUGCAGGUGGGGACCCCAGCUUGGCUGUCUGCUCAGACCUUCCACUGUGGCCACGCGGGGACGCAGUCCCCGGCGCCUCGAGCUGCCUCCUCUGAGCCCCAGGGGCCUCUGCCGGGCCACCCCCUCUGGCCAGCUGCCGAGGACCGGGUGGCCACUGUCCUCCAGGGAGCCUUCCGGCGGCUCCUGGCCAGGAAGGAGCUGGGCCGGCGGGUGCACCGGGAUUACCUGGAGCAGCUGGAGCGGCUGCAGCGGGAGGUGGCCUCCCUGGACGCCGUGGUCAGUGUGCUGCAGUCAUGGGACCUGGGCCUCACCGACGCCAUGCUCUGGAGCAUGGAGGCCGAGCGGCAGCGCCGGGCCCAGGAGGCCGAGCAGCAGCAGGAGGCAGAGGCCAAGCGGUGUGGCUGGGGGAGGGGGGGGGACAGGAGCGCCUCUGACCGGCACCCCCACCCCAGCUUGAACCUCAAGGUGCAACAGCUAGCUAAGGCACAGCAGCAGCGGUAGACCCAGCUGCAGCAGGCCUACUGUGAGCUCAACCGGAGGAUCACGGAGCAGGACGAGUGUGAAGGAAUGUGCGCCAGCCAGGCUGAGCUCACCCUGCAGGCCAUCAAGGACGCAGAGGCCCAGGUGGACAAGCUAUGGCUGGAGGCCCAGAGAGCUGAGGAGACGCUGGCCAUGGCCAGGCUGGAGCUAUGGGAACAGACCCAGGAGGGUAGGGCAGGUCUGGCGGGCAGGGGUCCCGGGCCCAGGGAGGGGGACUGGGCAUUGGGUCCUCCCACUGGCUCCUCCCCUUAUGACCCCACAGAAGAGGAGGAGAUGCCUGGGCUGAAAUGCCAGGUCUCUGAGCUGCAUGACGUUCUGAUGAAGGACGUGGGUGACCGCAUCCACGCUGAUGGCCAGUGGCCCCUUGUCAUCGACCCUUCGGGCCAUGCAGCCAUCUUCCUGCGCUACCAGGACACCAACUACGUGGACGUGGUGAACCCCGCCCACCUGCAGCCUGAGAGGAUCUGGCUGACGCUGCUGGGGGCGCUCGGGUACGGGAAGCCGCUGGUGUUCGACCUGCACGAGCUGGACCUGUUCUCUGUGCAGCGGCAGCAGCUGGAGGCCGCGCGGCCAGGCCUGGCCCAGGAGCUGCGGAGCCAGGGGCUCCUGGAGCGGGAGCGCUACCUUUCGCUGCUGCAGCCCGCGGACGAGCAGCACAGCCCCACGCAGUUCUGGGCGGCGAGCCUGGGGCACUUCCACGUCUUCUUCGUCACCAAGGCCCGACGGCCGCCUGCUGAGCAGCUGCAGGUGCUGCUCCCUAUGAGGGUGCUGCUCCCCGGGGGGUCCUCUAGCGCCGGGCCCCAAUAAAGCUUGGGCCGCGGGACUGCAGGCCCCAGACGGCUCGUGUCCUGCUGCGUGCACGCA